AAAAAUUUCAGCUGCUUAUUUUUAUUUUGUCAUUUAAUUUUAGUAAAACUUAAGUAUAAGAGAAGAGUUUUAAGCCGGCAAUCAGUCAACGGCCACGCCGAGCACUACCAAAAUCCGACACAAAACCAGCACCACAACACGUCCACAUCCGCCAUGGCCUCGCCCUCCCAGCACAGUCCGAUGACCAACAACAGCAACUCAUCCUCGCAGAACGGUGGUCCGGUAGCCAUGGGUUCGGUCUCUGGUUUGGGCGCGGGUUCCACAUCCGGUGGUGGUGGCAAGUCAUCCAAUCACUCAACCUCCGCAGCCGGCUCCGAGAACACACCCAUGCUCACCAAGCCGCGUCUCACUGAACUCGUCCGCGAGGUGGACACUACCACGCAGCUGGACGAAGAUGUUGAGGAGCUUCUGCUGCAGAUCAUCGAUGACUUUGUCGAGGACACCGUAAAGUCCACCAGCGCGUUUGCCAAGCACAGGAAAUCGAACAAGAUCGAGGUGCGCGAUGUGCAGCUUCACUUUGAGCGCAAGUACAACAUGUGGAUACCAGGGUUUGGAACGGAUGAGCUGCGUCCAUACAAGCGCGCCGCCGUCACGGAGGCGCACAAGCAGCGCCUGGCCCUCAUCCGAAAAACGAUCAAAAAGUACUAGGCAGGCGGCUGCAGGAUCGAGGCUUCGUGUCGUGUUGGCUUUCAUCCGGAUUUAGCGCAGAUGCCACAAACUAUUUUAAGCUCCAGCGUAGAAUAAGAAACAAAUUUACCCACGUUCUAGCGUAGUUAUAAAGGAAUAAAGUAUAUAUUGAUUUUACAUUUUAA
Drosophila serrata is the source of this 812-nucleotide messenger RNA. RefSeq names its product TATA-box binding protein associated factor 12 (gene Taf12). Gene Ontology annotation, molecular function: protein heterodimerization activity; DNA binding; TBP-class protein binding. The record is from RefSeq and is a predicted model, not a curated record. Gene Ontology annotation, biological process: DNA-templated transcription initiation; RNA polymerase II preinitiation complex assembly. Gene Ontology annotation, cellular component: SAGA complex; transcription factor TFIID complex. NCBI's taxonomy places the organism in Eukaryota, Metazoa, Arthropoda, Insecta, Diptera, Drosophilidae.